UAGUACAAAUUUGAUGAAAAUGAUAGUGUAUAGUUUAAUUUCUGGCAGUUAACAUGUUAUUAAUUUUCAGAAAAGCAGUGGUAUAUCAAAUCUAGUUUAACAUGGCAAGGAAUAAUUCAGACGUGGUGUUAAACGCCUCGAUAUAUGCUUUAGACACUUUAUGUGCCUUGACGUUCCUCACCAACUUGUUGGUAUUCAUUGUUCUGAUUACAGACACUAAACUCCACAAGAAACAAAACGCUUUCAUUGGACUGUUAUCACUAGCGGACAUGUCUUACAGCAUCUCAACCUUUCUGGCAAUUCACAAAAACCCGGUAGGUUCUGGGUACCGUGGUGUUUUAUGGAGCAUUGCUGAUGGAGCACUGCUGACAUCUGUUUUGGCACUUGCUGCAAUCGCGAUUGAUCGUUAUAUUGCUUUGAUUUGGGCUCCAUUUCGCUACAAUAUCAUUGUUACUCCAAAGCGUUGUGUUACUGUCUGCCUUCUACUUGUAUUUGGUCCAUUUGUCUUGUUUAGUAUAAUCUAUGCUUUCUUUGAUAACACCACAGCCAAUGUCACUAUAACCUGUGUAACCGCUGCUAUAAUUAUUAUGAACACUUGCAUUUAUCGAAAUAUCUAUAAACAAUUGCAACGGAAACAAGUAGGCAUUCCAGUAAUGCAACAAGACUUAGAAGAAUCCAAGAAGUUGCUUAUGACAUUCACAAUCAUAGUUGGUAUAUUCAUUAUAACUUGGACUCCAUUAAUAAUUCUAACACUUACCACUGGUGUAUUAGGCCUAUUUGGAAAUGGUAGAAGUUAUUUCUUAAUGAUGAUCAUUGGAUAUGAAAUAGGCAUGGUCAAUUCUUUAGCUAACCCAAUAAUUUACUGGUUCAGAAUGCCCACUUUCCGUAGGGCAGCUCUGAAACUUGUUUGUUCUUAGACUUUUGAAUACAAUAAUAAGCAAUUAGUAAAGCUCCGCAUAGUACACUAUAGGAAAAUUAUUGUAUGAAGGUUAGAUUUAAUGCUUGAAAAAAUUGACUGAGGGCCUGCAAGGCCGAAAGAAAUUUUUGAAUGCAUUAAAGCUAACCUAAGUAUAACAAUUUUCCGUUUAGUGUACGAUGCAUGCUCUACUAAUUGCUUUAUAAGUCAAUCGACGUCUUUUAAUUUUAGUUUUUUAUAACCAACUGUUGUAGCGGCCAUCGGUUGCUAUAGUGAUAUGAUCAGUAUACGUGUGCGUAUUUACAUUUAGCUGUGCUUAUACUGAUUUUUGCUCCUGCAUUACGCGUUUAACUCAUCUA
Anneissia japonica is the source of this 1275-nucleotide messenger RNA. RefSeq names its product adrenocorticotropic hormone receptor-like. The record is from RefSeq and is a predicted model, not a curated record. Gene Ontology annotation, biological process: G protein-coupled receptor signaling pathway. Lineage: Eukaryota; Metazoa; Echinodermata; Crinoidea; Comatulida; Comatulidae. Gene Ontology annotation, molecular function: G protein-coupled receptor activity. Bases 102 to 917 code for a protein of 271 amino acids. The transcript has a single exon. Gene Ontology annotation, cellular component: membrane.